Molecule: messenger RNA, 1507 nt
Organism: Anguilla rostrata (American eel)
Lineage: Eukaryota; Metazoa; Chordata; Actinopteri; Anguilliformes; Anguillidae
Gene: ggcta
Product: gamma-glutamylcyclotransferase a
Exons: 4
Coding region: 245-760 (171 amino acids)
Molecular function (GO): gamma-glutamylcyclotransferase activity
Source: RefSeq, a predicted model, not a curated record
CAAAACUGCAAUGAAGAAGAAGGGCGGAGCCAAAACAGGAUUGCGACGGGACCAAGGAUUUUGCAUAUAUUUAGGGACAUGCAUAUGAGAUUUUGCACUGACUUGCAUUGAUCUUGUCUAAAGAGUGCAUGUAGAUUACGUCACGGGUUCAGAUUUUGAAGUACACUGGUCAACGCUGGUUUUAACUAGCUAGCUAUAUUGCCAGCAAGGUUUCAACACAGGUACCAUUACUUCAACCGGACUUAUGACAAGUAUAUCUACGUUUAUGUACUUCGCUUUUGGGAGCAAUUUGCUGAGGGAGAGACUGCAGAUGAUGAAUCCGUCGGCGACAUUUCACAGUAUCGGUAGGCUAAAGGAUUAUAACCUCAAUUUUGGAGUCCGCGGAGAGAAAAUGUCAAAUAGAUGGCAUGGUGGUGUGGCCACCAUUGAAGAGAGCAUAGGAAAUGAAGUUUGGGGAGUCAUAUGGAAACUGAACCGCGACGAUCUGCCCAAUUUAGAUAAGCAGGAAGGCGUGGAUAAAGGCAUUUACCGGCCUCUGGAGGUGAAAGUGGACACACAUGAAGGGGAGGUCGUCUGUAGAACUUAUCAGAUGAACGACUUCAGGGCCAUGCUACCUUCCCCUCCAUACAAGCAGGUCAUAUGCCUUGGAGCCAAACAAAAUGGCAUACCCUCGGAUUACAUCAGGAAGCUUGAGGCGAUGAAGACAAAUGACUACAAUGGGCCUUCCAUCUUUGAUGACAUCAGAAGGGCAAUGGAGUAGUGUCAGAAUAGCUGGGGAGGUCAAGAAACAGCCUUUGACUGACUUGUGUGGCAGCCAGUGAACGGAACAAAAUGGCUUAUGUCCAGAAAACAAGUUGUUAAUACAGGAACUAUUAUACAUAUAGAAACAAGGAAAAAUGGUCACAUAGGAUAACCUGUUGCAUAAUGCAGGAGCAUUCAGAUGUAGGGUUUAAAGCUAAACCAAAGUGGUACUGAGCAAACUGUCUGCUUUUUGAAGGAUAACAGGUUUAGUUUUAAAUGUGUUCAUUAAUCAGUAAUGAUUUAGUAAAUGUCAAAUGGGGAACUGGGAAACUGUAAAACAGUAGUUGCCCAGCUACAAAAAAUGUCUAUUGAUAAGGUGUGUUUUUGUCUUGUAUUGACUGAGAUAGCCAAUUUAAGUAAGAAACAAGUCUUUUGUACAAAGAACACCACAAUUCAACCAAUGCCAUAAGAAAAUGUCCCUUCAGACCCCUGGUCAUUUUUGCAUGACUUGCUGAUCAUAAGAGUUGGUCAUUUGUUGCUGCAUUGACUUGUUUUUAUAUUAAAUGUGAAACAUGGAGCAGCAAACUUGAUUUUAAUUGUGUGUUGUUUAAAUACUGUGAGAUUAAUAGAUGUAGGUUUGCACUAACACAUUUAUGAAUGCCUAUUAGGAAUGUUUUCAUUUAUUAAUUUAUACUAAUGUAAAAAAUAUUAAAUAACUUGAAAUGACAUGUUCCAUAAAACAAAUUAAAUGUCCUGCUUUGUGAAA